AUGUCUUCUCCAAAUACUCGUGCCAAGGGUACCUCUUCUUCACGCUUUCCUGCCUAUCUCACUGGAGAUGGUGUCGACAGUCAUGCGAUAGAGUUUGGUCCUGUACUGAAGAAGAUGGCCAUCUUGUUUAGGGAUGAUGCUGAGGCCUCUCUGUGCUAUCAAAGCUCCACUUCUCUGGCCUCUCAUACCUGGGUCAACAAAAACUUGAGUCACUCUUUUCCUUCAAGCGAAGUGAGGAAUAGUGCGGUGAAAUGGCCUCAUGGAAGGCUUGUUGAUGCUGUUGGUGACUAUCACAGAAGGAAAAAUCAGGAGAAAUUGGCCAAGCCCUUCAUCAUCUUUCCUGCAACCAUCAACCAUAAUUGCUUGUUUUCCAACUAUCUGAAGAAAUUCAGCACUGAGAAAGAUAGAGAUCAGCAACACAUGUUGUUCCUCCUCUAUUGGCUAAACAAAUUCAUCUUUCCCGACAUUUCCUCUACAAUUCUGCUUGAGUACAGACAUCUAGCAGAGGCUCUGCACAAUCACACGGAUGUCUGGUUGCAAGUGUACUUCCCAGAACUGAGGUUUCCAGACAUUGUUCUCCCUGAAGACCAGGUCAUGGCUCAUUUGUUGAUGUCAACAGAGGCAUUGCUCAGGAGGACCUACCCCUGGUUUCAACCUGGAUACAGACUUUUUGAGAAAGAGCCAAAAGAAGAAGAGGAAAGAAUUGAAUUUAGGAAUAAAUUUCUGAGUGUGAUGCUGCCUCGGGACAUGCCAUUUGGUGGAGGCAAACCUCCCGACUAUCAUCUGGGGGCAGAAGUGUAUCAUCCCAAUUUCUGUACUCGGCAACUUGGCUGUCCUCAGCUAAUUCCUCUCAAGCUACAACCGUGCUACCUCUUGGAGGGAUUCAGACGAUUUAGACCUAGGUUCCAAGGUUUUUCUGCCUCGAGCACUGCCCUCAAGGUGAUUUUUGAUGGCUGGGACUCCUGGGCAGUCUAUACAGGGGCAGAGGCCAAGAACUUUAUGGUGCAGAUGAUUAAAGAUAUUAAUGCACAAGUUAUUGAAGGUAUAUUCUCCAUUCAGCCUCUUUCCUUUGACAUUGGAAGCCAGACUGUGCAUUCUGGAGAAGUGAUUGUUAAUUCUGUCAUAGCUACUGGGGAUCUAGAGCUUUCGUUUGGAGAUGAGGAAGAUCAGCAUGAGUCCCUGGUAGAGCAACUAGCUGUUGAGGCCACUCCUUCUACUAGAAGAAAAAGAAAAGAGGUUGCUCCUAUUCACGGCAGUACUAUCCAGCCUGAACCUUCUGGUAAGAUCUUGACAUUUUGCCCUACUCUUUGA
Molecule: messenger RNA, 1311 nt
Organism: Prunus armeniaca (apricot)
Lineage: Eukaryota; Viridiplantae; Streptophyta; Magnoliopsida; Rosales; Rosaceae
Source: the annotation of a GenBank genome assembly